This is a messenger RNA of Trichomonas vaginalis G3, 510 nucleotides long. RefSeq names its product ribonuclease H-like family. NCBI's taxonomy places the organism in Eukaryota, Parabasalia, Trichomonadida, Trichomonadidae. Bases 1 to 510 code for a protein of 169 amino acids. The record is from RefSeq and is a predicted model, not a curated record. Gene Ontology annotation, molecular function: nucleic acid binding. The transcript has a single exon.
AUGAGGGUUCGGGGGAUCAAUAAUGUAUAUAUUGUCCCCCAUUGCCCAUACCAAAAUGGGAAAAUCGAGCGCUUGUGGCCUAACAUAGAGAGCAGAGAGUUGUCAUGGGCAAAGAUUCAACAAUGGGUUGAGUACUAUAAUUCUAAACCUCAUCUAGCAUUACCAACUCAUUAUGUGAAUGGAAAAAAAAUUCACUAUAGCCCAUCUGAAAUGUGGAAGAAACUUCCAAUUUGGAAGAGGGGAAUGCCGGCAAAAUGGAUUGUGGAUGGAGUCUCUCAAGAUUUUCUUCCAGGUUCACUUAUGGCCAAUGAGAUGCCAGAGCUCCAAGGAAUCGAAGAAGAUGAAUGGGAAAAAGAAGGCGAGGAAGUUGAAGAAGAAGAAAAUAAGGCGAAUCCGGUUGAAAUAGAAGAAGAUAGUAAUGAAGAAGAAGAAUACGAAGUAAAUUAUGAAGAAGAAUAUCAAGAAGAUUAUGAAGAUCCUUAUGAAGAAGAUUAUGAUGAUUCAUUUUAA